AUGAGGUCUCCAAGAUCAGCACUUUUGUGCAGUGGACGAGAAAAUGCACACUUGCGAAGGGGAUUCUGGUGGUCCCCUGCAGGUGAAACUGUUGCACAACUCCCGGACGACACCGUUCGUGGUCGGAGUAAUAUCGUUCGGGGGUGUUUGUGGAACGUCUAACCCGGGAGUGUACGCGAAGGUAGCGUUCUUCUACGACUGGAUUGUGGCUACGAUGCGGGAUCAUGGCGCUGUUGGACUUGAAGAGGACUACAAUGCUACCUUGUGCGCAUUGCGUUACGCUUCAUUGCGAGAGUUUGACGAUCAAGUUCGGAUUGAUGAGAAGCGAUCGAGUAAUUUCACAGCGGUGGACAUGACUAGGGUGAGAAUUUCUAGCCGUGCAUUGCCAAUACAGAUGGUUGACAUUGGACAAAAUUGUUACGGUGUUAUUGUGGAUGAGGAUACAGUGUUCACGGUGGCUGAUUGCACAAAUUUGAAAGAGGGUUGUACGCAGAUUUUGGAAAAGAUAACGGUCUGAUACAGUUUCUUUCAGAAAAUCUCCAGCUUACGUUACUUAUCUGGGUGAUAAAAUAAUGCCCAUAUCAAAGAUACAUGUUCAUCCUAAUCACGUGCAAGGAUCAGGCUACAACAACAUUGCUAUUCUGAAGAUGAAUAAAUUGCUAGAUUUGCCUCUGGGAUUCCAACCUUCCUGUAUUUGGCACGGAAUGUUUAACGAUUCGGUAAACGCAUACGGCAGUGGUCGUCAGGACAUCAAUAAAUUUUUAAAUUUCGACGAAGAGAUUCAACUUAAUCCAACUCAAAAGCUCCAAAAUAUCCAAUCUCCCGUUUUAAACGAAAGCAGUUGUGUAAUUUCAGAACGUUUCGUUCCAAGAUUGCGUCAUGGACUCACGAGGGAACAGUUGUGCGUCGGAAAUGACGUGUUUUUGGUACCGGGAUCAUGUGAUCUGCUGAUUGGUAGCGUUCUAUAUAAGUGGAUGUUGAAGGAGAACAACGAUUACCACCACACCGUAGCGCUGAGUCUAUUUGGAAGGGAUUGCGGUUUUGGAGAGCACCUUAUUGGGGUUCGUCUGUCAAGCCACGUGGAGUGGAUGAAAUCCGUCCUUUUGCCAAACUACCAGGAUACGGCUGAUACUGUACGAUACAUCGAUAUGGAUCUUCGUAAAGGCGAUAACUGCACAAUUUACAAGGGAAGACCUGCGCGUUGCGUUUCUUUGGAUAUUUGUCCAGAUCAUCUGAAUCGAAAAGUUGACACAUUUUGUUCCAGUACAUCUGUGGUUUGUUGUGCUAAUGAGAACAUCAGGUUGAGCGAAGACAGUCGAAUACAUCCAGAGAUUAUUAACUGUUCUGAAAUUACUCAUAGUCGAUCGCAUACGACUUCGCUAGGUUCAUUGGCGUACAUUGCAAUACAUUUCGGUGAAAGAAUCGCCUUCCUGUGCUCCGGAGUUGUUAUAACGAAAACAACAGUUCUAACAACUUCAAGCUGCCUGGCAGAACAUCGGUACUUUGUAGUUCGUCUAAUUGAUAAGCAGACACAGUACAACAUCAGUGACGUUUUGAAGCACGAAACCUACAACUUAACCGAUAAAACCAAAGAUAUAGCGUUGAUUAGGCUUAGCUACCCAUUUGAGUGGAAUUCGCAUGUUUUUCCAGCCUGUCUAUGGACAAAUCAAACCCAUACGCCAAUUGUGCUGAACAUGACCUUAGCAGUUGGAAAAGAUGUUACCGCAACCUCUGUGCUUCACCCAAUGUACAAUACUGACUGCCAGCGGGGUCACCCGUACGAGGUUCAUAAGACUCAACUUUGUUUGAAAAAUCCUGUGAAGAAUACCACAUGUGUAAGAUUUAGCGAUAUGCUAACUUGGUUGGAUCCUCGUGAUGUCCCGUUCCUUGUAGGGGUUACUCCAAAUGAAUGGAGGUUUUCGACUGCUACAAGAAUCUCAUCCUUUUUGGAGUGGAUUACAAAGAAUGUGUUUAUUUGAACAGAACACAAAUAAAAAUAAAAUUGAACAUUGUCUUCUCCUCCAUUUUCUAUGUUAAUAUAUUAGCUCACAAAAAAUCUUAUUCGGGAGUUAAUUUGAGUCAAUUUCAAAACUCAACAUUCUUUGAGGUUUACACCACCAGUUGGACAUGCAACCGGGUCGGUGUGGCAAGAGCAGUGCACGGCAAAACGGAAAAGCUUUUUUUCCGCUUCCACUUUUCUCGAGGAUAAUUUAAUUUAUAACACAAAAUGCAGCUCGUUCAUUAUGGGAAAGCGGGUGCAAGCUAAGGCGACGAACGCUGAGCGGUGGUUCAGCAGAGCAGUGUGUCUUUGUAGAGUUUUCACCCUGCGGACUGUCUUUCGGGAUUGGGUGAGGCAGUUUGGGUUGAAAUGGGACUUUUAGCUCUACUCAAGGGUUUCUGUAACUAGUAGAUGGUUUCAUUUUACCCCAUUUACCCUCCCGUACAAAUCCGCACAGUCCAUCCACCACUGCAAAGAUUCAUCCUGGCGGCGUUAGAUCAUGUUGAGAACUGCAUGAGCCAGCCUCGCCAGGAGCCAGCGGGAAGCAUCGCCCGGUCCAUCUCCCUUAGGGGCAGCCGUCUGACUUGCAGUGCACGUAAUGCGAGUGUUUUCGCCGCAGGUUGCCAAUUUUCUGACCAGCUCCGUCUGGUUUUGCGUUCUUGGUCUCUGAAGCAGCGCAGUUUGGCCAGCCAGCUAGAGUUAGCUUUAAAGUAAUUUGCUUGGCCGCGUGGUGGUUGCAGCAGUGGCGGUUCAGAUGGUCUUGAAGAUUUUUUGUUUGAGGUUUCCUUAUCCCACGGACGGACUGGGAAAUGCAACCAUUGGAACCACAUUGGAGGAUGGAUGGAAAAAAAUUAGGUUUGUUGGCGGAACGGAGUGGUCUUUUCAACGCAGUGCGGACAAUGUGGUUUUGGGCAGUGGUUAAUGUACGAAUAAAUGAAAUUUUCUUGUUUCACAUGUGAAAA
Messenger RNA from Culex quinquefasciatus (southern house mosquito), 2961 nucleotides. RefSeq lists its product as uncharacterized. Gene Ontology annotation, biological process: proteolysis. The record is from RefSeq and is a predicted model, not a curated record. The transcript has 4 exons. NCBI's taxonomy places the organism in Eukaryota, Metazoa, Arthropoda, Insecta, Diptera, Culicidae. Gene Ontology annotation, molecular function: serine-type endopeptidase activity. The coding region runs from base 573 to 1979 and encodes 468 amino acids.